Nematolebias whitei (Rio pearlfish) is the source of this 1403-nucleotide messenger RNA. RefSeq names its product ubiquitin-like modifier activating enzyme 3 (gene uba3). Gene Ontology annotation, molecular function: NEDD8 activating enzyme activity. NCBI's taxonomy places the organism in Eukaryota, Metazoa, Chordata, Actinopteri, Cyprinodontiformes, Rivulidae. The transcript has 18 exons. The coding region runs from base 1 to 1386 and encodes 461 amino acids. Gene Ontology annotation, biological process: protein neddylation. Gene Ontology annotation, cellular component: cytoplasm; nucleus. The record is from RefSeq and is a predicted model, not a curated record.
AUGGCGGAGAUGGAUGAGCCGAAGAAAAAGAGGAGAGUAGUGGAGCUGACAGAGAAGAUGGUGGUGGAUGGAGGCUGUGGAGGUACCUGUGAAUGGGAAGGCCGAUGGAACCACAUAAAAAAAUUCCUGGAGAGGUCGGGACCAUUUAUACACCCAGACUUUGAGCCCAGCCCGAAGUCUUUGGCGUAUUUGUUGGAAACCUGCAAAAUCCUGGUUAUUGGUGCAGGUGGACUGGGUUGUGAGCUGCUGAAAGAUCUGGCUUUAUCGGGCUUUCAAAACAUUAAUGUGGUCGACAUGGACACCAUUGAUGUUUCCAACCUGAAUCGUCAGUUUCUCUUCAGGUCCAAAGAUGUAGGACGACCAAAGGCAGAUGUUGCAGCUGAUUUCAUCAACAGCCGGAUACCUGGAUGCCAUGUGAUCCCACAUUAUAAGAAAAUUCAAGAUUUAGAUGAAAGAUUUUAUAGACAAUUCCAUAUUAUUGUCUGCGGUCUCGACUCCAUCGUUGCUCGGCGGUGGAUAAAUGGUAUGCUGCUUUCUUUGCUGGUGUAUGAAGAUGGUGAAUUGGAUCAGUCAUCCAUCAUUCCACUUGUUGACGGUGGGACUGAAGGCUUUAAAGGCAAUGCCAGGGUCAUUCUCCCUGGCUUGAGUGCCUGCAUUGACUGUACACUUGAGCUGUAUCCUCCUCAAAUCAACUUCCCCAUGUGCACAAUAGCAUCAAUGCCUCGCUUGCCUGAACAUUGCAUUGAAUACGUUCGAAUACUGCAGUGGCCUAAAGAGGUGCCAUUUGGAGAUGGUGUUGCCCUGGAUGGCGAUGACCCAGAGCACAUCCAGUGGGUUUUCCAGAGAUCUCUAGAGAGGGCAGCAGAGUUCAACAUAACAGGAGUCACUUACAGACUAACACAGGGUGUUGUUAAGAGGAUUAUCCCAGCUGUAGCAUCUACAAAUGCUGUUAUUGCUGCUGCUUGUGCAAUUGAGGUUUUCAAAUUAGCAACAAGUGCCUAUGUGCCUCUCAGUAACUACAUGGUGUUCAAUGAUGUGGAUGGCCUGUACACGUACACAUUUGAGGCUGAACGAAAGGAAAACUGCUCAGCUUGCAGCCAAGUUCCACAGGAUCUGCACUUUGCUCCAGCCUCCAAACUCCAGGAGGUGUUGGACUACCUGACUGAGAGUGCCUCCUUGCAAAUGAAAUCACCUGCUUUAACAGCAACAAUUGAUGGCAAAGGAAAAACUUUAUAUUUGAAGUCCGUUGCAUCAAUUGAACAGAGGACACGGCCAAAUCUGUCCAAAACCUUAAAGGAGUUGGGGCUGAUGGACAGACAAGAACUGGCAGUAGCAGAUGUCACCACACCCCAAACCAUGCUGUUCAGACUUUGCUUUACCUCCUAACUAGUAUAGUUUACUGC